Leptidea sinapis is the source of this 2459-nucleotide messenger RNA. RefSeq names its product exocyst complex component 8 (gene Exo84). Gene Ontology annotation, cellular component: exocyst. Gene Ontology annotation, biological process: exocytosis; intracellular protein localization; Golgi to plasma membrane transport. Lineage: Eukaryota; Metazoa; Arthropoda; Insecta; Lepidoptera; Pieridae. The coding region runs from base 140 to 2188 and encodes 682 amino acids. The record is from RefSeq and is a predicted model, not a curated record. The transcript has a single exon.
AAUUUAUUCUUUGAAUUGAAUGGACUAUGGAGUAUGGAGCAAAGUGCCUAACCAUCGAAUAAUGCGUGGAACGUUAAUUUUUAUUUAAAUAAAUACAAAACAGAUAUAUUAUUUUAUAUGUAUUAUGUAAACAUAAAAAAUGUCUGACAUAAAUAUGGAAAAGUUUGCAGUACCAGAUUUUAUCCCGGAACGAUAUGUAAAAGAGUUAGCAAGAUCGUGUGUCGGAGGGGAGGAGUUACAGCAACAAAAGGAGAAAAUUCAAAGUCUUAGCGAAGAAACUGCAAAUGCCCUUAAGAAAAAUGUGUACGAAAACUAUAUGCAGUUUAUUGAAACCGCCACCGAGAUAUCCCACCUUGAAACUGAGAUGUACAAGUUAUCGCACUUAUUGAGUGAUCAAAGAACAGUUCUUACCACUCUCUCGCAGGCAUCAAUACUAGGUAAUGAUAAUUCUCUAUCCCGAGAAUCACUUGACAAACACGAUUUGGAAGCAGAGAAAGUGGAAGAAGAGCGUAGAAAUAAACUUAACUCUAUAAUGGAAAAAGUGGAUGGUUGUGUGAAUCUCUUGGAUGUAGCAGAAAGAACCCUGUUACAUGAAGGAGAUUUAUUAGAAAUUGAUGCUGAAGAAAACACUGCCUUACAAAGGAUGCAUGUAUAUUUAUUUAAUGACUGUUUAAUGUUAACUUCAUGGAUUUCAAAUCGACGAGGUCCCAUGAGAUAUAAGUUUCAAAUUAAUUACCCAAUAAGUACCGUUGCUGUAGUAAAUGUUAGAGAUUUGGGUACAGUGAAACAAGCAUUUAAAGUACUAGCAUUUCCUGACACUAGAGUAUUUCAGUGCAAUAGCUUAACUAUUAAAAAAGACUGGCUUGAUAAGUUUGAAAUAGCUAGAAAGAUGCACAUAGAAAAGGAAUCUUCAAAGUUGAAAAAGAUAGAAAAUCAAGAAAAACCAAAGCCAGAAAUGCUAGAGUCCCCAAGCUUAUCAGUUGAAGAAAUUCCAUCACCAGAUAUAACACCUUUACCUGAUUGGUUAAGUGAUGCUUCGGAGGAACUGGAUGUAUUAAUUGUAGAAAGACAUUUUCAGAAAACUUAUGAUCUCAUGAUGUCUGCCCAAAAAACAUUGAAUACAGAAGAAUUCAAAAAUCAUCCACAACGAACUGAUAUUUUAAAAAAGAUUGAUCAGAAACAGAAACUUUUAACCGAGAUUUUGUUGAAGGAACUAGAUGUGACUCAUAAUUGGAGUCCGAGGGGAGGUCUGAGGUCAUCGAGGCAUCCAGUACAAAUACUCAAUAAAUUUAAUAUGACAAGCCAAUCCUGCCAACUAUUUUUAGAUAUAUGUAGUCACACUGUUAAAGCUCAUGUAAAAGGUGUUCAAUUAGACGGCUCUAUUCUUACUUAUGUAAGACAAGUAGGUGAUGUGUUCUUCUGCUCAUUGAGUGAUGCCUUAACAGAAUUCAUAGUAUUAUUUCCCAAAAAUAAAAUAAGCGCUUUUAUAGUAUGGGCAAGCAUGCAACUAAGGAUCCUAAUGAGUCAAAUUGUUAAACAAAUAUUCACACCCCAGUGUGCUCUGCAAUCACUACUAGAAUGUGUUCAAAGUUUACGAGAUCAAUGUUUGCUAUUUUGUGAAUUUGGUCUAGAUCUAAGGUUUCAAAUGAAUAGCUGCUUGACUAGUCCAAUCAACAAGGCACUAAGAGAAUAUAAGGAAAAAAUUGUUGACACUAUUAGAGUUAAGUUGGCAGACGAUAAGUGGACACCAGUUAAUAUGCAAACAAAAUCAGGUGCUAAUAAAUUACUGUUGCAAAUGGAAGAGUUGGGAUUUAAUUUAACUAAAAAUGUGAUAAACGAGACUUGGAUAGACUUAUCGAGUAGUACUAUUUGGUUUAUGCAAUCUGUUAUGACUGUUCAAAAUGUCGGCCUUAAAAUUGUUACACCCGAUAUGAUGGAUGUUGUCGAUGAAUGUAUAUUUGCUAUAUUCAAUGCUCGCCUGGCAGCUACUGGGUAUGACUCAAGCUAUGCACAGAAAAAUUUAAAGUAUUUAUUAGACACAGUCAUGCCACUUAUGAUUAGAAAAUAUAAAGAUAUUGUUGGCUAUGAUAAUGAGAAGUUAGUUAGCUUGGGUGAAAAGUUUGGUGUUAAAAUUGCUCCUCCAAAGAAAUCUAACAUUGCAAAGUACACUAGCAAUGAAUAUUUAUGAGAUAAGUAUUUACUCUAUAUGUAUAAUAUGCUGAAGCUUUAAUAUUGUAUUAUAUAGGCAUAAGCGAGCAGAAUUUGUAAAAUGUUUAAAACUGAUCAAAUUAAAUUUAUAUUAUGAAAGUUAAAUAAUAACAAAUUUUAAUAAACAGGGGCAUGUUUCAUGUGCUCUCUCUUUAAAACCCAACUUUUAUUUAUUAGUGUUUAUUUAAUUUAGUAUUUAUUUCAUUUGAGUUAAUAGGAAGGUACAUAUAAUUAAAACAAAACUGAAUUAA